AUGGACCAAGAGAGACCUGAAAGCAGUUCAAACCAUGGAAAGAGGACACGACCUUUGUUACUGCAGCCAAGUCCAAAAAUCGCAAGGGUUGCUGCUUACGCCAGCUCGACGUCCAGUUCAGUACUUAAGAAUUCCAGAAAGUUUAGCCCUAGUUCACCAAAGAGGACAAAGUUGACUUAUAAUAAGAGUGAUGUUCCUGCUCCUGGAACACCAGUGCCAGAUAAGGUCGUGCGUAAGGCUGGUCCUUACCUACUAGGACCGAAAUUGGGACCAAGUCCUGUUAAAAGUAUUGUACAAUGCAUGGCAAGAAAGGAGGGGACUGAUGAGUUCUACCAGGUGAAAAUACUAACAUUAAGAAAUGAAGGCCAACCAGAAACUCAAGAUGAUAGGCAAGGAAAGAUGUUGUUGCAUACUGAAUACUCUUUGCUGUCUUUAUUGAGAGACCAGGAUGGCGUUAUUCAUCACCAUGGAUUAUUUAAGGAUCAUGCCUUAGAAGAGGCACCAAAUCCUAAUGGCAAUGGGUUCAUUUACACGGGCAGAGUUCGUCAACGUUUGUUUCUUGUGUUAGAUUGUGUGUCACCUCACCAGUUCACUGAAGGAGGUUCCCGGUUUAUAAAUUUGCAGCAGUAUGUAACAAAAGUAAAGAAAGUUCCAGAAAAAGAAGCAAUAUUAAUUUUCUAUGAUAUUGUUAGGGUUGUUGCUAAUUUACAUAAGAGGAACAUAGUGCACAGAGACCUGAAGUUGGGUAACAUUGUACUAAACCCGAGGGCGGGACGUGUAAUCAUUACCAAUCUUUGUCUUGGGACGCACCUUGGAAGUGAUAGGGAUUUAUUGAAAGACCAGAGAGGGUCACCAGCCUAUAUUUCUCCAGACGUUUUAAUGUGUAAACCAUACUUGGGGAAACCAUCUGACAUGUGGGCGUUAGGUGUUGUGUUGUACACGAUGUUGUAUGGGCAGUUCCCGUUCUGUGAUACAAGCCUCGCGCAACUGUUUAGCAGAAUACAAGCUGCCAAUUAUAAUAUACCCCCGGAUGGCAAUUCAGUACAAGUGUCAGACAAUACUGUAUUUCUAAUACAAAGGUUACUAGUUAAAGAUCCUAAACAUAGGCUCGUGGCUGAGGAGGUACUUGAUCAACUUUCGUCUAUAAUAGCAAGUUACGUUAACAUACCAAACCCACCAGAAGAUUUACAAGUUGUCCCCGACAUUCCCCUGAAUGAGGAAAGUAAAGAAAAAUCUAAUAACAGCCCGUCUUCCACUGAAGUUGAUAGAAAACCCUUUUUCAAUAUAAGUGAGAAUAAUAACGAGAGGUCUCCGAAUGCUACUGAGGAAUUAGGCGUAUUCUGCGUACCGUUACCCGAUUUCCUUGCCCUCAACUUCCCUUCACCGACUCGAGUGCAACAGAACAGCAUCAUCGUCCAUCCCACCACGUCUUUAGAUCCAUCAUCGAUAGCCUCACCAAACCAACAAAACCAACGGCAGAUCACCGUCCAAAGAAUAGGUCGAGAUGCCAGACCUCUUCUGCCAUGCGAGAUAGCCCGAUAUCGACACAUGAUCGCGUCUAACGUAGCUCAAAGGCAAGAACAGCCCCGCCGGUCUGACGCACCAAACUUCGUACCGGACACUCGGCAAGAUAGACCGGAGAACUCAAGAUUACGAGCCCUAGCUCAACGGAUACCAAGACUCAACUCUAUAGCGACAACUUCUGCAGCCAGCCAAACUCCUCCAGACUUCAGGGUGAUACAAUGGUCUGAAUCGAGGUCUAGAGGUUGGGAUAAUGACUACGUACUCCGAUUGCCUGUUUUAGAUUUGUCUAGAGUCAAUGGGAAUAGAAUUAUGAACCCAGCUCCAGUACAAUCGGUGAAUUCAGAAGUUCUUGUUAACAAUCCAAGGUCUCAAGACGAUGAAGUUGACGCUGAUUAG
This is a messenger RNA of Arctia plantaginis, 1920 nucleotides long. Lineage: Eukaryota; Metazoa; Arthropoda; Insecta; Lepidoptera; Erebidae. The record is from the annotation of a GenBank genome assembly.